This is a messenger RNA of Lycium ferocissimum, 1489 nucleotides long. Its product is annotated as pyridoxal kinase. Gene Ontology annotation, cellular component: cytosol. The transcript is spliced from 13 exons. The record is from RefSeq and is a predicted model, not a curated record. Gene Ontology annotation, molecular function: pyridoxal kinase activity. Lineage: Eukaryota; Viridiplantae; Streptophyta; Magnoliopsida; Solanales; Solanaceae. Gene Ontology annotation, biological process: pyridoxal 5'-phosphate salvage. Bases 61 to 1080 code for a protein of 339 amino acids.
GAAUGUACAGUAUUAAUUUAAUGCGAACAAUAUUGACUUUCAAAGUUUAGUCUUUUAUAUAUGUUUGUUUCUCCACUCAUCUCUCGCAUUGGAUUCAAUUCAAUCCGAAGCUUAUCGAAUUUCAGACCUAGGUGCUCAAAGCAAUUACACAUGGCUCAACCACCGAUCCUGGCGUUAGCACUGCCAUCGGACACCGGUCGUGUCCUAAGCAUUCAGUCUCAUACAGUUCAGGGAUAUGUGGGCAACAAGUCAGCAGUAUUCCCGCUCCAACUGCUGGGCUACGAUGUGGACCCAAUCAAUUCUGUACAGUUCUCAAAUCACACAGGAUACCCAACUUUUAAGGGCCAGGUUUUAAAUGGAGAACAACUGUGGGAUUUAGUAGAAGGUCUUGAAGCCAAUGAUCUAUUAUAUUAUACUCAUCUGCUGACAGGUUAUAUUGGUUCGGUCUCCUUCUUGAACACAGUACUGAAAGUCGUUGAUAAGCUUCGGUCUGUCAACCCCAAGCUUACAUAUGUUUGUGAUCCUGUGAUGGGUGAUGAAGGUAAGCUAUACGUCCCUCCAGAACUGGUGGCAGUAUACCGUGAGAAGGUUGUCCCUGUUGCUUCAAUGUUGACGCCUAACCAGUUUGAAGCAGAGCAAUUGACCGGGUCCAGUAUCACUUCUGAAAAAGAUGGGCAAGAAGCUUGCAACAUUCUGCAUGCUGCUGGGCCGUCAAAGGUUGUUAUUACUAGCAUAAACAUUGAUGGCACUCUUCUCCUUAUUGGCAGUCACCAAAAAGAAAAGGGUCAAUCUCCUGAGCAAUUCAAGAUUGUGAUACCGAAAAUUCCUGCAUAUUUCACGGGAACAGGGGAUUUAAUGACAGCUUUGUUGCUUGGAUGGAGCAAUAAAUAUCCCAAUGACCUCGACAAAGCGGCAGAGCUUGCUGUCUCAAGCGUACAGGCACUUUUAUUGAGGACACUGACAGAUUAUCAAAAGGCUGGAUAUGAUUGCCAAUCAAGCAGUUUGGAAAUUCGGUUGAUUCAGAGCCAAGAUGACAUUCGCAACCCAGAAGUUAAAUAUAGAGCUAAAAGAUACAUCUGAGAUUCUGUUGUUGUCGUCUGGUCUAUUUAUUGCUUACAAUUGUCUCUAGAACGAAACAGUUUCAUUUGUACACAAUAUAUAUAAAGUGGGCCCAUUUUGCUCUUGUUGCUGAGAUAUUUAUCAUAUUCCCAUCCAUUGAAGGAAGGAGGUUCGAGGAGAACAGAAAAUCCGUGGGUUCUAACUUCCUAGCAGAUGGCAACAGAUGGUAGUAAGAAAAGCAUAAUCGGGAAAGUGCGUGUGGACGUCUGUAAGGGCAUCAAGUUGUUGCUGGAGGCAGUGUGGGCAAUCUUUAUACAUUCAAUUUAGUCCCGCUGGACGAGCUUCUCUCUUGACCACUGGGAGUUAAAUGUAGCACACCUCUAGAAAUAUUUGACUCAAUUAUUUUGCUAUUCCCUUUCUUUUGCGUUCA